GAAAAAGAUCAAUAAAAUUAAAGCAUGACACAUAUUGGUUUAAUUCAUUUGAUAGCCCAAAAUUAAUCUUAACCGGAUCGGAUCUACUCCUUCAACAUUCGAUUAAAAUUCUCAAGCAAAAGAAAAUUUAGUAAUCGAGUGGAGGAAGAAGAAGGAAGAUUAGAGAAGUAUGUUUGGGGUUAUAAAACAAAAAGCUUUUGAGCAGUCUUUGCAGAGGAUUCGUCCAUGGAGGGCUUACUCAUCCGCCGCCAAAGAGAUGACGGUUAGAGAUGCAUUGAAUUCUGCUCUUGAUGAGGAAAUGUCUGCUGAUCCUAAAGUUUUUUUAAUGGGGGAAGAGGUUGGAGAAUACCAAGGUGCUUAUAAGAUAUCUAAAGGCCUUUUGGAUAAGUAUGGCCCUGAAAGGGUUCUUGAUACUCCUAUUACUGAGGCUGGAUUUACCGGCAUUGGAGUUGGUGCUGCUUACCAUGGUCUCAAGCCAGUUGUUGAGUUUAUGACAUUUAACUUCUCUAUGCAGGCAAUUGACCAUAUUAUUAACUCUGCUGCAAAAUCAAAUUACAUGUCCGCUGGUCAGUUAUCUGUACCCAUAGUCUUUAGAGGACCUAAUGGUGCAGCUGCAGGAGUUGGUGCCCAGCACUCUCAUUGUUAUGCGUCAUGGUAUGCCUCUUGCCCAGGACUGAAAGUGCUUGCCCCUUACUCAUCUGAAGAUGCCCGUGGCCUUCUUAAAGCUGCUAUAAGGGACCCUGAUCCUGUUGUUUUCCUUGAAAAUGAGCUGUUAUAUGGUGAGUCAUUUCCUGUUUCAGCCGAAGUACUCGACUCCAGUUUCUGCCUUCCAAUAGGAAAAGCCAAGAUUGAGAGAGAAGGAAAAGAUGUCACCAUUACAGCCUUCUCUAAAAUGGUUGGAUAUUCCCUCAAGGCAGCUGAGAUACUUGCAAAAGAAGGAAUCAGCGCUGAGGUAAUAAACUUGCGCUCCAUCAGGCCGCUAGACAGACCCACAAUCAAUGCUUCAGUCCGGAAAACCAAUAGACUAGUGACAGUGGAAGAAGGAUUCCCACAACAUGGUGUUGGGGCUGAAAUCUGUGCCUCAAUUGUUGAGGACAGUUUCAGUUAUCUUGAUGCACCAGUUGAGAGAAUCUCUGGAGCUGAUGUUCCCAUGCCAUAUGCAGCCAACCUUGAGAGAUUGGCUGUACCUCAGAUUGAGGAUAUUGUCCGUGCAGCGAAGAGAGCUUGUUACAGAUCUGUACCAGUGGCUGCAUCAGCUUAAUCAAUACUGAUUCAGUCCUGAAACUUUUUGAAGCUCAGGUUAUCUAGAGACUGUAUUUUUUUUACCCUUCUUGACACACUUCUGAGGAAGACUUGGAAGGAAUACCUCAUUGAAUAACACUGAAUGUUAAUGAUCAUUGAAUAACAUGGAGAAUGAUGACAACAGAAGAAGUUUUGUGUACUGUAUUGUCAUAUUUAGGCCUAUAAUUUUCAUAAGCCGAAGUUUGAAUUUACAUGUGUUCUAUAUGCUACAUUUUUGUUCAUGGAAAUGUUUGUUGAUGCUCUGUAGAUCAAUCUUCAAAUGGCAUGUUUUGUUCACUUA
Mercurialis annua (annual mercury) is the source of this 1582-nucleotide messenger RNA. Its product is annotated as pyruvate dehydrogenase E1 component subunit beta-1, mitochondrial. The coding region runs from base 170 to 1261 and encodes 363 amino acids. Gene Ontology annotation, biological process: pyruvate decarboxylation to acetyl-CoA. NCBI's taxonomy places the organism in Eukaryota, Viridiplantae, Streptophyta, Magnoliopsida, Malpighiales, Euphorbiaceae. The record is from RefSeq and is a predicted model, not a curated record. The transcript is spliced from 16 exons. Gene Ontology annotation, molecular function: pyruvate dehydrogenase (acetyl-transferring) activity.